AUGUCUACACAGGACUAUAGUUCGAGACUCUUUUCGUAUGUUACACUCCUCAAUAUCGCGCUAGCACUCGUAGCAUAUAUAACUGUGCAAAUCCUUUACCAGAUAACUUACUACCGGUUCUUCCAUCCGCUACGACACUUUCCUGGUCCUUUCUGGGCCAGCGUAACGCGUCUAUGGAUCGCUUACCACAAUAUCAAAGCCGACGAAUGCGAGCUCGAACUUGCUCUACACCGCAAAUAUGGUCCAGUGCUUCGAAUUACGCCCACCCUCCUCUUGGUUUCCGACGCCACUAAGUUACCUGAGGUAUACAAUCGUCAAUCGAACAAGUCAAACCACUAUAUUACCGGCAGUUUCGGCAAGACUGAGAGCCUAUUUAACAUGCGCGAGCAUAAGCAUCAUGCGCAUUUUCGCAAGAUUGCUGCUGGCCCUUAUAGCUUCAGCAACGUCAAGAAAAUGGAAGGCCUGGUAGAUGAUCGCAUUCAGCAGUGGAUCGACAGACUGGAAGAACUAUUCAGUAAUGGCAAGAAAUUUGACUUUGCGCCUUGGGCAGUGUACAUGGCAUACGACAUUAUAUCGGAAAUUGGCUUUGGCGCACCUAUCGGCUUCAUAGAAAGCGGCUCGGACAUUGAUGGUCUGAUUAAAGGCUUCCACGAUGGCUUACUUCCCUUCGGUCUCAUGGCUCGACUUUGGCCCUUCACACAGUGGGCAAAAGGUACAUGGCUUGGUGAGAGAUACCUCGUCGCGAAACCGGAGGAUGACUCUGGCAUCGGCACGCUCAUGCGCUUUCGCGAUAAGCUUAUUGCACAGCGACUUGAAGAUAUUGAGGCCGGUAAGAUCGAGCGAGUCGAUCUGCUACAGACGUUCCUCGAUGCAAGGACGGAAGAUGGUGCGCCACUGAAUUUGGAUUACAUCAAAGCUGAGAUCCUUCUGGUGCUGCUUGCAGGUGCUGAUACCACAGGCACUGCGUUCCAAGCGAUGAUUGCAUACAUUACCUCUGACGCUCAAGUGUACACCAAGUUGAUGAGGGAGGUUGAUCGCGUCACUCGUGAGGGAAACUUGAGUUCUACACCACAGUACGACGAAGUGCUAGAACAUUGCCCAUACUAUGUCGCCUGUGUCAAGGAAAGCAUGCGUUUGUGCCCCUCUGCCCCCAACAUCUUCCCUCGUCUUGUUGGGCCAUCGGGCAUGCAUCUGCACGGUCGAUAUGCUCCACCAGGGACAGAAAUAACUUGCAACCCGUGGCUCGUGCACCGUGACGAGAAGAUCUACGGUGCCGAUGCCUGCGAGUUUCGGCCAGAACGCUGGCUCGAGAGCGACGAGAAAGCAAAAGACUACAACAAGUACAACAUGGCCUUUGGGUACGGCGCAAGAGUUUGCCUCGGAAAAGAUAUUGCACUUAUGGAGUUGUACAAGGCGCCAUUGCAAUUUCUUAGGACGUUCAAGAUUGACAUGGAUAAAAGUCGGAGAGGCAGGUUUGUCGUCAAAGGUGGAGUAGGCUUUUGGGAGGAUAUGUUGAUUAGUAUACAGCGACGGGCAACUUUGAAGCUUUCUGCACCCUUCAAUCCGAUUAAAGAAGCGUACUGGACUGGACUCCCUCACCAUCGCCGCACUCCUUUUGCUGUCUCGCCAGAUGGCAAGUCAGCAUACCUUGCGUACCUAGACGCUUCUGAGACGGACGUACAUAUCCAGAAAGUCGACCCUGCUACCUUUGCGGCCGUAGGCGAUGCAGUGACCGUCACUGGUGGAAAGGAAGCCGGCGGUCUAGUUGCUCACAAUGACGGUUUCGCUUUACUCACUAACGAGGCCAUGCCGUCAGGCACCACCAACGCGCCGCCUGAUAGUACCCCGGUAGCUGUCUUGUACCGCUACACUGCUGGCAAGCAGACCUUCAAGACGUUUUUGGGCGGCCCUGACAACGUUGGCGGUAUGGGCGCACUGGCGUCCCCGGACAUGAACGGAGACCUUGCUUUCUCUGAGGCCACUGGCAUGUACGGUGCUUACUUCGUCGUCACUGCGUACUCUGGCGAUGCCAAGGGUCAUUUUGGUGACGCCAUCCAAUACGUUAGCGAGAACGGCACGCUCGAGCAGAUCCAGGGUGCUAGUUCAAGCUGGGGAUGCUCACACAACACUGGUAUCGCAUUCGAGGCCGCUGAUUCUGUUCCGUUUCCUAGCAUCUGUUCCGAGGACCAGGGUGCCAUUUGGCUUAACACCGGAGGUACUGGAAUGGACAAGAGCGGUGUCAAGGUCUCCAACGAAAACGUCCAGAAUGGUGCUGGAAAUGAGGCUAUGGGUGGCAUGUCCGGGUCCUACAGUGGUCUUGCACGCUUCAUCGACAGCGACUCCUACAUCUUCUCCUGGGUUUCACGUGGCGCCAAGGAUCUGACCGAGAACGAGUGGAUGGGUGCAGGCUACACUCACUCCGAGAACCGCACUGUCAACCGCAACGUUGCCAUCGCUACCUUCUCAGACAAGAAGACCAUUGUUGGCGAGCAAGCUACCUCUGAACUCGGCCCCGAUGGUGACUCACAAGUCAACUGGAUCACCACAGGCUCUGCUGACUGCCAGAACGCUCACGUUGCCGCCUUUGAUGGCACCAGCGCUCUCGUGACCUGGGAGGAGAUCGCUGAGCCUACGUGCGAGUUCAUUGCCAUGGGCUGCAAGGGUGCCUUUACUGGGUCUUACUUCCAGCUCGUCAAGGACGGCAAGAAGGUUGGCGAGCCGGUCAAGUCCAUGGACGUCUACGUUGCCGGAGACAUGGUUACCAUGGCUGAUGGUCGGGUAUGCUGGCCUUACGUUGACAUGGACUGGACACUUGACGCACCAGUGCGUAGCCCCGCAAAUGUAGAGGCUAUCAGCUUCGCAUGCAUGGGCCUGAGUGGCAACGAGUCUGCACCUGCUUCCUCUGCCCCAGCUGCCUCAAAGACACCAGCUCCCUCAUCCAAGGCUCCCGUCGCUACUUCUGCGGCUGUCAAAGAAUCAGCUCCUGUAAACGAGGUUGCCAAGUCUACCGAACAAACCCCAGCCGUUGAAACACCUGCCGAGUAUGCUCCAACGCCCGCCCCAAACCCGAUCGAGUCCCUGCUCCCCAUAGCUCCCAUCGUCUCUGUCGUCACGUCUGCGCUUGAAGCCAUUCCAUCAGGCUUCCUUCCCGACAAUGACCUCCCCGCGCCCUUCCUCUCAAUCUUCAUUCCAGCUUCUGAGUCUUUCAUUGCCUCUCUUGCGCCUGCUUUCACCGAAAGUGCUAAGAUACCUCUUCUGUCCCUUGAGCCAGUAUACUCCAGCACCCCCAGCUCUUUAGUCGCCGAGCCUACUGCCGAGCCUACAGCUUAUCCUGAAUACCCAGAGGCUACUCCUAUCGUUGAACCAUCUCAGCCGGCAGCUACUCCUAUCGUUGAACCUUCCCAACCCGCGGUGACUCCCACCGCCGAACCGACUCAACCCGCAGCUUCAACAACAUGCACCGAAGGCAACACCCAGAGCACUCGCAUACCCCUUGACGCCACUCUUUCGGCAGAUGCUCCCCCCUACCCUAUCGGUACAGGCUCAGCCGUCUACCCCACUGGCAGUGGCAUGCGCCCCUCCGGUAUCGCGCGCCCCACUGGUGCUGGCCGUCCAGACUGGUUCCAUGGUAGCCGUCCAGAUGGUAGCUUUGGCUGGGGGCGCCCUAGGCCUUCCGCCAGGAUGACUGAGGAAUCAGAGCUCGUAACGAUCGAUCCGAACGGCGACAUGCUCAUCAUAUUGAAAGACCCGAACACGGCACUAUUGGAGUGGAAAGAAGACAAGGACUUAUUGGAGGAAACGAUCGCUCAGGCAGCAGGUGAAGCGACUGAGGCAGCCAACAACAGCGAAGCUGCACUGCUAGAGCGAGGAUUACCCAAAACUCGGUAUCUGGUGUCAUCGCGGCAAAUGCGUAUCGUAUCACCUUACUUUGAAAACAUGUUCAAAUUCAACUAUGGCGAGACAGUUCCGGUUUUCGAGGGUGAUCUGUAUCAUGUCCAAGCACAAGGGUGGAACCCAGAAGCAUUUGCCGUGGUGCUCAAUGUCGCCCAUGUCCAACUUCAAGCCAUACCGAGAAAGGUCAGCCUCGCUUCGUUCGCUUGGGUCUACGUUAUCGCAGACUAUUACCAGAUGGAGGGUGUCUUGGCACUAUUCACAACGGAGUGGUUUGACCAACUGAAGCAGCAACCGAUGCCGAUAACCUACAGUAAGGAGCUUGUACUCUGGAUGUUCUUGAGUGCGAAACGCCAAGACAUGGAGACUUGUAAUCACUUGGCAUUAAUUGCGACAAGGAAAGCUUGCUAUCCCAUACAGUUUCUCGAUCUACCCUUUCCUCUAGGAGCGCAAGUACAUAAGCUUGAUGGCAUACGAUGUGCCGCUAUUGAAAAACUUCUGGGUGGUGUACUUGAACUUAUUGAAGAGCUUUUAAACCCCCCAGAACACUAUCCUCCUUUGGCACCUGGUGAACUCGCUGUUCACAGCAGUGAAACUUUACCUGAGAACAACUUUGGUGGGUCCAACGGAUUUGCAGGGGCUUCAUCUGCCAGCGAAGUUGCGCCUUUACUGACUACACAUAAAGAGCCUGUUGAGCCUGAAGAAGAGUCAAUCCAUUACCAUGUUUCCUCACGCCACCUAAUGCUCGCGUCGCCUGUGUUCAAGCGAGCGCUAAACAAGGAUGGAUUCGCCGAAUCCGUUCGCAACGAAAUCGAUGGUUUCUUCCAUAUAGUCGCCAGUGACUGGGAUCCAGGAGCGUUUCUCAUCGUUCUCCGAAUUUUGCACGGUCGCAAUAAGCAGGUGCCACGAAAAGUGAGUUUGGAUAUGCUUGCCAAGAUCGCCAUCCUCGAGGACUAUUACACUUUUGGAGAGUCCCUGGACGUGUUCACAGAGAUGUGGAUCCAAGAACUCAUCAAGGUGUCUAUACCUACAGUAUACUGCAGAGAUCUGGUAUUGUGGAUCUGGGUAGCAUGGUUGUUCGAUAAAGAUGAGCAGUUCAAGGAGGCUACCACCGUAGCUAUCAAGCAAAGCACUGAGGCUCUCCGAACUUUGGAUCUUCCCAUUCCUGCAAUAUUAUCAGAUGAAAUCGACAACACGCGAUACCAGGCCAUCGAGUUCGUUGUCGAAGCCCUUCACGAUCGUCUCGAGAGAUACCGUUCCACCGAUUAUGUGUGCCCGUCCGAUGCGAAUCAAUCGUUCAUGUGCGGAUCAUUUCUUCUCGCGCUCGAGUUGCAAGCCUCCCUUGAUUUCGACAAUGCCACGAUGAGCGAAAGCAAAGGGCUCCUGCAUGAGCAUCCUUCAGACAGCGACUCGGAACCCGAACACGAGCGCAAAGCGAGUCCGCGACACCUGUCUCCAUCGCCCUCAUCGUCACGAACCACAUCCGCGUCGCCAGCACCGCCAGGGUCACGACCAAAUGGCAACUUCAAACGGCAAUCGUCUUUCGCACAGCCCCGGCCCGAUGGCACGCCGAGAACGCCAAACCGGGUGCGCUUCGAGGAACCCAGGAGGAGCAUGAACGGAGACACCAAUGGCGACUGGCUGGAGAUGGACGGCGAUGACUACAUGGACGGCGAUGAUGGGCGGGAAAGAGUACAGCGACUUCCUCUGCUCACCGGGAUAGAGGCGCCUAGCGUCACUGUUGCAGAACAAUCCUUCAACCCGGAAGACCACCUCGAGAGUGCACAGCCACGGAGCGGGAUGCGGAGCGCCUUUAUGAACAUGGCAAACAGCAUAAUAGGCGCUGGAAUCAUCGGCCAGCCCUACGCUAUUCGCAAUGCAGGCCUCUUGACAGGCACCGCCCUCCUGAUCGGCCUUACCGUCGUGGUAGACUGGACCAUACGACUCAUCGUCAUAAACUCCAAGCUCAGCGGUACCGACUCGUUCCAAGCCACGGUCCAGCACUGUUUUGGGAAAUCAGGAUUGAUAGCCAUAUCUCUCGCGCAAUGGGUCUUUGCUUUUGGAGGCAUGGUCGCCUUCUGCGUAGUAGUCGGAGACACAAUACCAAGGGUCUUGGAUUCAAUGUUCCCUUCUUUGGCCGACAUGUCCUUCCUCUGGCUACUGACCAACAGAAGAGCCAUCAUGAUCCUGCUUAUUCUCGGCAUAUCCUUUCCGCUGUCGCUUUACCGGGAUAUAUCCAAGCUUGCAAAAGCUAGCGGUCUGGCACUAGUUAGCAUGACCAUCAUCAUUGUGACCGUAGUCACACAAGCCUUCCGCGUACCCGCCGAGUCCAAGGGUCAACUUCGUGGCUCACUCAUCAUCCGAUCCGGUAUCUUCGAGGCGAUCGGUGUGAUAGCCUUCGCCUUCGUCUGCCACCACAACAGCCUCCUUAUAUACGGCUCGUUGCGGAAGCCCACCAUCGAUCGAUUCACACGCGUUACACACUACAGCACCAGCAUAUCCCUGGUCGCAUGUCUUGUCAUGGCUUUGUCAGGCUACUUGACGUUCGGUGACAAGACCCUCGGCAACGUGCUCAACAACUUUCCCAACGAUAAUCUCAUGGUCAACAUUGCGCGGUUAUGUUUCGGCCUCAACAUGCUUACGACCCUUCCACUCGAAGCCUUCGUGUGCCGAGAAGUCAUGAACAACUAUUGGUUCCCCGAGGAGCCCUACCAUCCGAACCGUCAUCUUAUCUUCACUACUUCACUCGUCGUCUCAGCCCUCACCCUCUCACUCCUCACCUGCGAUCUGGGCAUUGUAUUUGAAUUAUUCGGCGCAACAUCUGCAUGUGCACUGGCGUUCAUUUUGCCGCCUCUAUGCUACAUGAAGCUUAGUCAGAGAAGCUCCAAGACGUACUUGGCGGGGGCCGUUGCUGCAUUUGGAUGUACCGUAAUGGUCAUUAGCAUUAUAAAGACCACGAGCAAAACAAUGACGGGCAACAGCGAAGGUGCUAAAUGCGGUUGA
Molecule: messenger RNA, 6894 nt
Organism: Alternaria burnsii
Lineage: Eukaryota; Fungi; Ascomycota; Dothideomycetes; Pleosporales; Pleosporaceae
Product: cytochrome p450
Exons: 12
Coding region: 1-6894 (2297 amino acids)
Biological process (GO): amino acid transmembrane transport
Cellular component (GO): endoplasmic reticulum
Molecular function (GO): oxidoreductase activity, acting on paired donors, with incorporation or reduction of molecular oxygen; monooxygenase activity; amino acid transmembrane transporter activity
Source: RefSeq, a predicted model, not a curated record